Molecule: messenger RNA, 1557 nt
Organism: Colletotrichum spaethianum
Lineage: Eukaryota; Fungi; Ascomycota; Sordariomycetes; Glomerellales; Glomerellaceae
Product: MFS transporter asaE
Exons: 3
Coding region: 1-1557 (518 amino acids)
Biological process (GO): transmembrane transport
Cellular component (GO): fungal-type vacuole membrane
Molecular function (GO): transmembrane transporter activity
Source: RefSeq, a predicted model, not a curated record
AUGCCACGCUCCAACGACGCCCGCUCAACGUCGUCCGCCUCGUCGACCAUCAUGGACAGAUCGCACGCGGCGACGACGACGACGGCAGACCCUGAAAAGGCGGAUCGGAUACCGUACGAGUCCUCCUCGUCUGCCCGUCAGUCCCUAGACCGCAUUCCCUCCCAGCAGCGCGAGACCGACGCCAACGUCUACCCGGACCCGUCCAACGUUGUCGAAGCCGAUCUUGAAAAGGGCGGCUUGGCGGCCGCGCAAAAUUCCAUAGAUGCCAAGAGCCAUGGCGGCAACGUCGCUGCAACGGCCGGGGAAGAGGCGCCACCCACUCCCGCCGCCCCGCCGGGCAUGAACCCGGCCGACUUCCCCGACGGCGGCGCUCAGGCAUGGCUUGUCGUCUUCGGGGGCUGGUGCGCGCUGUUCUGCACGUUUGGGCUCAUCAACUGCGUCGGCGUCUUUCAGGCGUAUUAUUUGCAGGGUCCGCUGAGCCAGUAUCCAUCGUCGUCGGUCGCGUGGAUCACCAGUCUGCAGGUGUGGACCAUGACCUUCAUGGGGGUUGUGUUCGGUCGACUAUACGACACGUAUGGCCCCAAGUACCUCCUCUACGGCGGCACCGUCGUGUACGUGUUUGGCCUCAUGAUGACGAGCCUGUCGACCCAGUACUACCAAUUCAUCCUGGCCCAGAGCAUCGUCUCGUCCGUUGGCUCGAGCGCUUGCUUCAACGCCGCGAUGGCAUCGGUGACUUCUUGGUUCUUCAAGCGACGCGCCGCCGCAUUUGGCGUCAUGGUGUCCGGCUCGUCGGUUGGUGGUGUGGUUCUGCCCAUCAUGAUGAGCAAGAUGAUUUCCCAAGUCGGCUUCCCGUGGGCUAUGCGCGCCGUCGCCUUCUUGUUCCUGUUCUUGUUGGGCAUUGCGUGCCUGACGGUCAAGUCACGGUUACCGCCGCGACCCCGUCCAUUUGUGUUCAAGGAGUAUGUCGACAGCCUGCGGGAGCCACGAAUGGCAAUCACUGUGUGCGCCCUGUUUCUGUUCUUUUGGGGCAUGUUCCUGCCUUUCAAUUUUGUCAUCUUGCAGGCGCAGGCUCAGGGUAUGGAUGAGAACCUGGUCAUUUACCUGCUUCCCAUCAUGAACGCCGUCAGCAUCCUCGGCCGCAUCGUCCCUGGUAUCCUUGCUGACAAGGUCGGCCGGUAUAAUGUCAUGAUCUGCAUUACCUUCAUCAGCGCCAUCUUUUGUCUCGGCCUUUGGAUCCCCGGCAAGGGCAACGCGGCCAUCAUCGUCUUCCUCAUCAUUUUCGGCUUCUCCUCUGGCGGCUUCAUCUCACUGGGGCCGGCUUGCAUCGCCCAGAUCUCCGACAUCAGGCAGAUUGGCGUCCGCACGGGAACUGCGUUCGCCGUACAGUCAUUCGGCGCGUUGACUGGUAGCCCCAUAGCCGGCGCCAUUGUCGCGUCGCAGGGCGGGAGCUACCUGGGCCUGCAGCUGUUCUGCGGGUUCACGAUGCUUGCGUCGGUCAUUGUAUUCUUCGCAGCGAGAACCGUGCAGGUUGGUUUAGUUUUGAAGAAGGUGGUGUGA